AUGGUGCUUACACCUUCACUUACGUGUGAAAGACGCGCUAGAAGGACAGCAACAAAACGCAUCCUAGGAACUCUCGGAGAGCCGCCCCGCGCAGGCCCGUGCGCUCCCUCCUGCGCCGGAGCCGCUCCGCGGGAGAGGCACAGCCCACCCAGCCCUCCGCAGCCGCGGGCGCGCACACGCCGGGACGGCGCCUUCCAGCCGCGCGCGGGGCGGCCGCCAUCGCGCGUUACCUGCGCCGCCGCCUCCCCGCGGCCGGAGCGGGCCGGGCGCCUCCGGGCCUCCUCGGCUCCGCAAAAUGGCGGCAGGAAGGGCCGGGCCGGGGACGUGCGAGCGGAGCCACCGCGGCAUCUCCCGACCGGGGGCACCGCCGGCAGCCCCGACCCGAGCCCGCAGGCAGCAGGCGGCCCGCCGGGCGCGGCUUCGGUGCCUUCGUCCUCCGAAGGGAGGCGUGCAUGCGUAAACUCGGCUGCUCUAAUUUACAGUGGCUGCAGUUACUCGAAGCUGCUUUGUGAGGGGAAACAUACCACAGAUUCCUCUUGCCAGUGUGCAUUCCACCUGACAAGGUUCUUUUUGAUGAUGGAUAAACAAGCAACUGCUAAAUUAUCCACUGCUUUUUCUUCGGGUGCUGUCAGAGGACACAGGAAGAGGGACAGAGCGUUACAAACUGCAAAACUGAACGCUUCUUUGGCAUCUAAAAUCAAAUCUAAAUUAAUAAAUAAUUCAUCAAUGUUGAAAGUAUCUUUAAAACAAAAUAAUAAAGCAUUAGCUCUGGCUUUGAGCGUGGAGAAAGAAAGUUCUCGGAAGCUGAAGAAUGAGAGGAUUUUUCUUCAGAAAGAAGUCGAAAAGCUGCAGCUUCAUAAUAUCCUGCUUCGUCAAAAACUAAGCUGUUUGAAUAAAACUCUUAGAGAAAUAGGAGCGUUUUUGAGUGAUAACCUGUUAAAUGCAAUAGAAAUAAGCAGUCUUUCUGAGAAUCUUCAGAGUUCUUUUCAUCUGUCAGACAGUCCACAUAGCUGUACUGAUGACCAGGUGAAGAGUAUGUGUCAGUCAGCAAGAUCUGUAGAAUUGCCGGUGAAACUUCCUUUACUUGCAACAUCUGCUGGAAAACAGCAAGAAAAUCAGUCUCGCACAGAACUAAGCAGUAAUAGCGCGUUCCUAGCUCACGUCAAUAAUGUACAACCUCUAAGACAGUCUGAGGAGUUCACAAGACAAGAUGAUAGUUCAUUGCCAUUCUGUGGGAAUGUGACUGAAAGAAAGAAAUGUGCAACACAUUAUGGGUCAAAAAUACAACUUACUGUAAAGGAUUCUGGUAGAAAAUGUAGCUCAAAUCUUCCUCCUCAUGGUAGCAGCAGCAAUGAGGUGAAUGUGAAGGAAAGUCCAAGUGAUUUGCUUCGCAUUAUUCCUUCACAACUUGAUUUUAGCAGUGAAUGUAAGGAGAUGCUUCCUAUUGAUGGGAUAAAAUCUGAAGAAACUGUUUAUGAUGCUGAUAUGGAGUUGACGGCCAGCGAUGAAGGUGAACUGCUCACAGUUGCAUCAAAAGACAAAUUACAUAAAAAUAAUAAUGCCAAUUCUGGUAAAGUACUGGCAAAUUUCAGAAAAGUAAAAUAUUCUAAAAGUGAGAAAGAGAAAAUUAAAAACAAGACUGAAGUCAAUUCAAAUUUUUAUGCAGAAGAAAACCAUGUUAGGGCUGACAGUAACAUUUCAAAUAUGACUGACCCACAAACUCAGCUAUUCCAAAGUCAGACAGAACAGCUACCUACACAGAAUUCUACAGUGAAACAGAAUUUACUGAAUACCAAUAGCUGUAAUCAAAACCAAAAUUGUCUAAGUAAGGAUAAAGAUACUAGAAGAACAUACCUAGUUAGCUUAGUGCAUCAAAAACAAGAAUCAAAUAAAGAAAAUUCCUCAGAAACAUUGGAAGAUGUGGAAAACAAAAUAAUAAAAGCAUCAUCAAGCUUAUCUAGUAGUGAGAUUCCACCUCAAGUUUGCUGUGCUGAAAGCUUGGCGUUCCAGGAUAACAGCUCUACUGUACCACCUUUACAGCAGGACUUUCCGCAUGAAAACAAGAACAGUGUCAGACUGCUAAGAAAUGGGAAGACCUUUCAAAACCCUUCAAAAAUGGAUACAGCUGAACACUGUAAAGUUGAUAAUGGGAAGUAUGAAGAAUAUGGUUCAAAAAAGUCUCAAACAGACAGGUGCAAAUGUGACAGCAAGAGAAAACAAUACCAGAAGAAUAUUAUAAAGAGCAAAUGCAACAAAGAAGGUGGUUACAGACAAAGAGAAACUGAAAAUGACAGUGUUAAUAAUAUUAUUCUAAAAGUAGAUCAGAAGAGUGGUAAUUUUUCACCAAGCAGAUUAAAACACACGUUGGCAAAGGCUGCACAUAAAGCAUAUGUAGUACCAACUAAAGAUCUUACUACGUUCUCGCUUUGCAGAAGGAAAGAAUUAGAAAAUAAGAAUGCAUUGUGCACACAGGCUGUUCAUGGAAAUAAAAUACCUGAAACCCAGCAAUCUCAAGGAGCUUUAGUUGCUCAGAAUGGCAUGGCAAUGAAUAUACCACAAGCUAAAGCCUCCACGGGAAAUGUUGACAGCAAUGCUGAUAAGUUAAAGAGAGCAGGUUCCUCAUCAGCAGCAUGUGAAGAAUCUAACAUUAGUAAUUCUUGUGACAAUCAAGUGAAAGAAAAAGGGAGCCUUAGUUCUGGUAUCAUGGAGAGCAGACAAAAAAAGAAUUAUUUCAGGCAUAUUGAUCAGGGACAGCUGACUUUUUUGGAUAACCAGGAAGUCUCUCAUGAGAUGGAUUCCUUUAUGAACAAGUUAAAACCCACAGUGCAAAAAUUAGAAAUUUUAGAAUCCUUACCUGUUGAUUGUUCUGAGAAUAUAACAGUCAGUACAGGUAGCUUUUUCCAUAAAGAUUUUUCUGAAAUGAAGCCCACAGCUCUUGAUAAUCUUAAUGCUUCCACAAACUCUAUACUGAAAAAUUCAGAAAUUUCAGGAAAAACCGGUCAAGAUAAAGCACUGGUUUCUGGAAAAGCAAAGCAAAAAUCAGAUCGUAUUUCUAAAGAGAUUUCUGAAAAAACUUUGACACACUGUAAUGGGAAAACAGCUUUGCAAGAUGUGACAAAUACUACUGAGUUUUCUCACACUUCCUUACCCAAAUCCUCCCAGAUUUUAGAAGAAGACUCAGCAGAACCAGUGAGACGAGGAAGAGCUGCUAUUUGCUACAAAGAACCCCCACUAAACCGAAAAUUAAGACGUGGGGAUCAGUUUACAGAUACACAGUUCCUGCAUUCCCCAGUCUAUAAAGUAAAAAAGAAAAGAAGCUUUAAAAGUAAAUCAAAAUUUAUUUGAAGAAGACAAGAGAAUUGCCUUUAUGAACAGCACUUCUGAAAUGGUACUUUUUUUUUUUUUCCAAAAAACUAUAGUUUAGUAGUAUAGGAUGCUUACUGUUCUUCAAUAGAUAAACAGAAAACAAAGGCUGCAAAACGGAAUUUCUCGGAAAAGACCCACAGCACAAAGGACGUAGAACUCUUCACCAAAGAAAGCAAAUUCAGGUUAGAAUCCAGUCUCAUGUUCUGAAUUUUUGCUCAGUAAUUUAUAAUCUUUUCAAAGUAUUUGCGGCACUUAUUAAUUUGUAAGAAAAGUGUAAGUUUUAAUGAGAAUUAAAAACAAUCACGUUUGGGAAUUACUGUGAUUUCUUUGUAUAUACUGUGAGCAGAGUAAUUUAUCAGUGCUAGCUGGAGCAGAUAUAAGCAUCCUAAAUACAGGUGCAGAGAGCCUUGGGUGUGGUUGUUUUUUCUUUGGUUUGUUUUGGUUGUUUUUUUGUUUGUUUGCUGUUGCUAUUUGUUGAAACAAAUAGCAACAAAUAUUGCUAUUGUUGCUAUAGCAAUAUUAUAGCAAUAUAUGAGGAGAUCUCAUUUUUAGGAAUUGUUGAAAGAAACCCAGUAUCAUGCAUAUGGCUCAUAGGCAAUGCUCGUAGCAAUGCUUUGAGUUUCCAGUUGAGACUGUGCUACUGUGACAAAUACUACAACCAUGCCAUAGCACUCAGCUAUCAGUUUUUAGACCAUUUCCCCUCUGUACCCUCAUCAGUCACUUCUGCAUUCUGUUGUGCCUUGUCAUGAGACAAACAACUUUUGGGUGAUAUCUAAGUUCUAAAUGCUGCCAGCUGCAAACUGUAGCUCACAACCCCCAUAACCUCUAUGGAUUAUUUUGGAUAGGGUUCAGAUUUGUUUUGGAACCAAGAUCAUUUUAUCUCAUUUUUAAUGAGACACAAAUAAAGUGAUUCUUAACACAGUAUUAAUCAGACAAAUUAAUGGAAAAAAAAAUCCAUGAGGAAUUACUGGAAAUGCUGUUUUUAAGGUUAUUCACUCUUGAAAGCCUUCACAGACUGAGCAGUUUUACAGUAAGCUAGACCUUUGAUCUCAUCUGGUAACUCUUGUAUUUAUAAAGUUUAAAAAACAAAGAAAAAUCAGUACUCUUUGUACUUCAUUGUAGCUUUUCUAGCAUUGUAACCUGGGUAAGUGAGAAAAUCCUGGUUUCUGUAUAUUUGAAAGACAAAGUGUUUGAGAAUAGUCAGCAUGGAUUUAUGAAGGGAAGAUCAUACCUGAUUGAGCUGAUAACCUUCUGCAAUGUGACCAUUAGCGUAGUGAGUGAGGGGACAGCAGUGAAUGUUUUUUUACCUCUACUUCAGUAAGGUUCUUGGCAGGAUUCUCAGCAGUCUUUUUCUUUCUGGAGUGCACUUUGCAUGUCGCUACACUGGUAAAAUCAUUAUGAAGAGGUGAGGUAAUGGAUGGAAACAUCAAUUCUAUCUUGAUCCAAUACUAUUAAAAAAAAAAAACUACAUACACUGCUAUACGCUUCUUCACGUAUCAACAUCGCUAGCUGCAUCAUUAGAAAUCCAAAAGCAGCAUCUGUUACAACUUGUAUUCCCCAUACUGGCACUGCAGCAGUGAAACACAGUAAUUUCAUUUGUUUGUCCUAAAUGGCUAUUUCUCUCUAUUGCCUAUGGUUUGAAAACUAAAAACAGAAGUCGAGGUUUCUUUUCUUGGGGGGGAAAAAAAAGGAUCUUUUGGAGAUAGUCUUAGUUAUUUUUUCAGUGAUGUUCCUGCUGUUCAACACUGCCUCUGUUACUACCAGUUAGGCUGCUGUUGUGUUUCAGGCAGUUUUAAAUCAAGCUGUAAAACCUGGGCUUUAUGCCUUACCUUCUUCAAUUUGCAUUAAGUAUAGAUAUCUUUCAGAGUAUGAAAGGAUAAAGAAUGUGACCUGAGAGAGGGGAGAAGUUACUUUAUGUACCUCUGAAAUCACAUCACUGUUAUUACAGCACAUGUUCCAUUGUUAUCCAUCCUUACUUUUGUUGCUCAAGCUGCUCAAGUUGAUGCUACACACAGAGAUAACAUUUACUUUUAAUAUCUAAGGUCUACUUAUUUUGUUUAUUGUAUAAAAUGGCCACUUGAAGCACUGCAUAAGAAAUGCUGGAACACUUGCUUAGUGCUGAAUCUUCACUAAGUGUGGUUUGUUCACCAGAUCCACUAGUACACUGGAAGCUCUCGCAAGGAAAAACUGAUGUAAAAACAGCUCAGAAUGUUCCAGAUAAAAUUGCAUCUGCGGCCGUCACAGGGAUUAAGAUUUAU
This is a messenger RNA of Centrocercus urophasianus (Greater sage-grouse), 5624 nucleotides long. RefSeq names its product shugoshin 2 (gene SGO2). Bases 1 to 3345 code for a protein of 1114 amino acids. The record is from RefSeq and is a predicted model, not a curated record. Gene Ontology annotation, cellular component: chromosome, centromeric region; nucleus. Gene Ontology annotation, biological process: meiotic chromosome segregation. The transcript is spliced from 11 exons. Lineage: Eukaryota; Metazoa; Chordata; Aves; Galliformes; Phasianidae.